AUGCACGGCGAAGCACCGGAGUGGACCUCCAAAAACGGCAAGAUAUGGUCCCCCUCAAGUACCGCGACGCUGCGCUACGUCCCAGCAGCAAUAGGGCAUAUAGCAGGACCUACCCACUACGCCGUCGCCCGAAUUUCUGACCCACUCUCCAACUUCAGGUUGUUCCUGACUGAUGAGAUCAUGCACCAUAUCGUUGAAAUGACCAACCUCCAUGGCAGACGCACAAUCUCAGACUGGCGAGAUUUGGAUAACGACGAAUUGCUGGCUUAUGUGGGGCUGCUCAUUUUGGCCGGCGUUUACCGCUCAAAACACGAAGCCACCACCAGCCUUUGGAGCGAGAAAACGGGAAGGAGCAUUUUCCGAGCUGCAAUGUCCCAGAAAAGAUUUUCUCACAUCACCAGGGCCCUCAGGUUUGACGACAAGCUCUCCCGACCCCGCCGCCAUACCGACAAAUUGGCUCCCUUUCACGAGGUAUGGGACAUGUGGACACACCGCCUGAUGAUGUUGUUCAGCCCAGACCGAGACCUUACUGUGGAUGAGCAGCUGGUCUCGUUCAAAGCAAGGUGCAGCUUCCGACAGUACAUUCCAAAAAAGCCUGCCAAAUAUGGCAUAAAGGUUUGGGCAGCCUGUGACGCCAAGACAUCGUACGCCUGGCGGCUGCAAGUCUACACGGGGAGAGCAGCGGGUGAACGAGCAGAAGUAAACCAGGGGAUGAGGGUCGUCCUGCAGAUGACCGAGGGGCUCCAGGGACACGUCGCCACCUGCGAUAACUUUUUUACGUCAUUUGCACUGGCGGAGCAACUCCUCAAGAGGCAAAUAGCUCUAGUCGGCACAAUUCGCCAGAACGAACCAGAAAUCUCACCUGUUUUGCGCCAGACAAAAGGGAGAGCGAUCUACUCGUCCACCUUUGCCUUUACAGUGAGGCACACCCUCGUGUCCUACAUUCCCCGACGGGGCUGGAAUGUUCUUCUAUUGAGCACCAAGCAUCGCAGGCUGGAGGUCAGCGAUGGAGAGAAAAGAAAGCCGGUGAUCAUCGAUGACUAUAACCAGUGCAAAGGAGGUGUCGACAACCUUGAUAAGGUUGUCGGCACCUACUCGUGCAGGAGACGGAACAAUCGAUGGCCAAUGGCUGUCUUUCACAACAUGAUAGACGUUUCCCUGUACAACGCCUUCGUGCUGUGGACGUCAGUAGAUCGGUCCUGGCUGCAGCAGACGCCACACAGGAGGAGGCUGUACAUAGAAGAGGUGGGAGAAAGCAUGAUCAAGCCUCAUAUAACCAAAAGAGAACACCUUCCCCGCUCAUCAGCCGCUGCUGGAUUAGUCACAGCUGUGCAGUACGGUGCUGCUGCAGGCCCCUCUGGAUUGACACAUCCCAAGGGCAGGAAGCGCUGUGAGCUUUGCUGUGACUACAUGAGGCGAGUUGGAAACAGCUGCAGCAAAUGUGGAAGGUUCACCUGCCGAGCCCACAGCAAGUUUAUCUGCAGCCACUGCUCUACCUGA
Molecule: messenger RNA, 1500 nt
Organism: Maylandia zebra (zebra mbuna)
Lineage: Eukaryota; Metazoa; Chordata; Actinopteri; Cichliformes; Cichlidae
Source: RefSeq, a predicted model, not a curated record